AUGGCUGCCGUCUGUCAAAAUGCAUCGACCACUGGAGGUUACUGGACCAGUUCCGCUGGAAAUCAUUACCAACCAUACGAGUCAACAUAUCCAAUCUACCAUCACAAUCCACAACAACAACAACAGGCUAAUCAUAAUAAUAAUAAUGUUCAACAACAACAACUUCACCAAAUGCCAGUUGUAACACCCUAUUCACCGACUGUUUCUUUUGUGCCAUCGUAUCAACAACUAUCAACAACCUAUGGUCAACAACAACAACAACAACAACAUAAUUACCAACUACAAUUUGGAGAAUCUUCAUCAUCAUCAUCUUCAUCUUCAUCAUCUUCAACAUCAGAACAAACCAACUAUCCAUACAUGAAUUACCAAUACCAUCAUCAUCACCAUCAAUCACAUCUUCAACAUCCAAUGUUUUCUCAUAUCGGAGGACAUCCGAUUUCACCAGUGUUGACACAAAGUAGUAGUAUGGAAGACCUUUCCAUAUCCAACCAUUCAUCACCCAUCAUGAUGAACUUGAAUCCAAUGCAUUCAUCGAGUGACGAUUCAUACCAUUCACCAACAACAUUUCCAAUGAAGAGAAUGUUCCCUGGAGAUGAACCAAACCAACACGACAAUGACAAUGACUUUGAAGAUGACUCUUCCGAUGUUGACGACCAAGACCAUAUGGGCAUGGGCGGUGACCAAGACCAUCUUCAAGAGGAGAAUCUUAAAGUCUCCCUUUCCCCAUACAUUGAAAUGGUACUUCAAACUCCCAUUGCAUCCAUCAUUCUUCAAUUAAUUUCAGAGUGUCUUGGUGAUCAGAUAACAGUUAAAUCAAUGUUAUCAAAGAUUAAGAAUUUAUGUUUAGAAUAUAAAAUAGAAGAUAUAUACCAACAAUUAAUACAAACAUUUAUACAAUUUGAUGGAGAUGUUAGAAUGGUCAAUUAUCUGGUCGAGAGUGGAGUGGAUGAAGGUGACUUGGAAUUUGUAAAGGAGAUCGAGUUGAAGCAUAUUAGCGUCGACAAUUCACCAAAGAAACGUGAGAGAAAGCGCGAGAGUAUAAGUAGAGGUCUGCGAAGCCCACCCAACAAAUGGACCAAAGAGGAGAGUCAGACGUUGAUCAGACUAGUCACCGAGAAUGGCGACAAGCAGUGGAAAAAGAUCGCCGCACGUCUUGGAGGUGGAAAGACGGGUGCCCAAUGCGCCCAACAUUGGAAGCGUGUGCUUUCACCCGAGAUUAAAAAGGGGUCGUGGGACGAGGCCGAGGAAGAAACGCUGUUUGCAUUGGUCGAUAAACACGGACAGAGUUGGAAGAAUGUUGCGAUGGAGAUCAAGACACGUACCGAUAUUCAAUGUCGCUACCAGUACUUUAAGGCAACCAUGUCUAGACAGACAGCAUGGGUACAGGCAGAGAUCGAUAUCCUCACUAAAAAGGUUCGUCAACUCCUUCAAAUCGACGAAUCUAAAAUCUCAUUCCAACAAGUCGCCAAACAACUGGCACGUGCCAAAACAACCAAAAUCCCUCGAACCGCUUUAGAAUGUAAAUCAAAAUGGUUCGAGCUUCAACAAGGUACCGUCAACGCUAAUAUAGGCAAUGCCGUCCAACCCAACAACAACAACCCAUUAUUUUAUCAUGAUCCAUCUGGUCCUGCUGCAUUUACUUUUAAAUAA
Messenger RNA from Cavenderia fasciculata, 1650 nucleotides. RefSeq names its product putative myb transcription factor (gene mybB). Bases 1 to 1650 code for a protein of 549 amino acids. Lineage: Eukaryota; Evosea; Eumycetozoa; Acytosteliales; Cavenderiaceae. The transcript is spliced from 2 exons. The record is from RefSeq and is a predicted model, not a curated record.